Pieris brassicae (large cabbage white) is the source of this 1994-nucleotide messenger RNA. RefSeq lists its product as uncharacterized. NCBI's taxonomy places the organism in Eukaryota, Metazoa, Arthropoda, Insecta, Lepidoptera, Pieridae. The record is from RefSeq and is a predicted model, not a curated record. The transcript is spliced from 10 exons. Bases 137 to 1474 code for a protein of 445 amino acids.
AAAUCACAAGAAUCCAACGUCCAAGUGUUGUUGAUUGUGCAGGCUUUACAAUUAAUUUUAUUUAUCUUUCAAUAUGUUUUGUAAUGCAACUAAUAAAUGAAAACUAUCAAAUGUACCGUGUGUGUAUAAAACAGUCAUGACGGAAGAAACCCUGGAAAUCGAGCAGCAACUCGAUAAAUUGUUGACUGAUAUCCAACCAAAUUUACAAGAUGUUAUCAAGAGGAGUUUUACCAAUGUUGCAAUACAACAAACAAAAAAUGGUGAACAAAUCAAAACAGAUGCUCUGGAAGAUACCUCAUACUUUGCUAAAAAUACUCAGGUGACAUUAUCUAGAUUAGAGCUAGUUAAAUCUCCAACAUUCCACAUGCAAUCGGUAUCCCUGGAUCUCAAGUCAAUGUCCCUUUCAUUAAAAUGCUCACUAGGGGAAGUAAAUGUAAGAGGACUGUACAGUGCUUUUAAUGAAAACCUAUACAACCUUAUUCCUGUUAUGUCAGAAGGUCAUCUUGUAAUAUCAUUGUCAAACAUGAUUGCAGAUGUAAAGGUGGGCUUAGUACUAAUAGAUGAUGCAUUUUCAUUUAUUAACCCUGCUAUAGAAUUUAUUCAUGAUGAAGUCCUAGUAAAGUUGUCAUGGCCAUCACCACAAAGAAAUGGAGGAUAUGAAUUCACAACCACAGAACAGCUGGCAAAACAUAUAGAUGAUUUACCGCUAACAGCUGCAAUAUCUCUGCCCUUAUUCGCCCUCCUGAGACAGAAAUUGCAGCGACACCUGGAGAAAGUGCUUUACCAAGCUACCAGUGUUUCAGACGUAGUGGGGUGUAAUCCUAGUAUGUUGGAAGCAUAUAGCUCAAUGGUGAAUAAAUUGAGUGAGAGUGGAAAUCGAGUGAUCGAUAUGAUUUUGAUUAACAUGCGACGUACCCUUCUUCAGACGUGUACUGAAAUUUUGGAACUACCUCCACUUCAUGCUACCUUUUUACAUAAGAUAGGUUCAGUAUCGUUUGUUGGUAAAUUUGAAACGGAAUUGGGUUGGGUGAAGAAUUUAGCGAGUAUAAAUCGGGUAAAUGAUGUCACAGUGACACGCCCAGAUCCUGGGAGAACAUGUUUCCAUGUCACCCUCAAGAUCAAGGAUUUGCAGAUUGGUUACGACGAUUAUCGUGUGAAGGCUUUGGGGGUAGGGUGUACGGGUCGAGUGGUUUCUUCGUUCAGUGAUAACUCCAUACACAUGGCGCUGUGCGUGGGCCUGGCUCGCUGGGAGCCCUAUGCACAGCUGGAUGAUUUGCGAUUGUAUUAUUGCGGGGGAAUGGAUAUGCACAUAACUGGCCUAGGUCCGCUAAGCGGAGAGCUGAAUUCGGUUCGGGGAUGGAUACGUGGCGCUGUCCGUGCGCACGCGCAGCCCGCUAUUGACGCGCAAUUACAACACGAAUUACGUACAGCACUCGCUGAGUUACCGCUCAAUGAAUUAAUAAGAGAGGCUUAGACUUAGUUAUUACAGAGCGGAUAAAUAACCGUAAUAAAAUAAUUAUUUUGAAGGAAAAAUAGAUAUUUGGCGAUAUUCAUUCGGAUAAUUGUUACGCCAUAAAAACUAAAUACUUUCUUAAUAACUUUUGACUGUCUUUCCAGUUUGUUUCAUUUCAUUACAGCGUAAAUAUUUUUUGAAGGAAAAGACCAAUUAAUACUAUAAUAAUAAUAAUAAACAUGAUCCUUUCUGUGGCAUAUGUCGUCUAAUUUUUCGGGAUCGAACCUAUGACCUCAUGGAAGUGAUUCAUACAGUCGUUAAAAACGCAUGCUGACGCCGCUAGGCAAACACUGCUCCAAAUGAGUACUAGUCAAACUGUUUUUUUAAGGCAAAUAGGAGUAACAUUAAAGUGAUCUGAUAAGAAAAUAAUAUAAAAAUUAAUAAAAGAAAAAUUUAGAAAAUAAUGACCGUAUUGAGUUUCUUUUUUUCUAUGUAAAAUAUGGAGUAAAAUUAUCUUAUUAACAAAUUAUCCGCUCUGUAC